Messenger RNA from Histoplasma mississippiense, 1629 nucleotides. RefSeq lists its product as hypothetical. The record is from RefSeq and is a predicted model, not a curated record. Bases 1 to 1629 code for a protein of 542 amino acids. Gene Ontology annotation, cellular component: mitochondrion; cytoplasm. Lineage: Eukaryota; Fungi; Ascomycota; Eurotiomycetes; Onygenales; Ajellomycetaceae. The transcript has 2 exons. Gene Ontology annotation, biological process: phenylalanyl-tRNA aminoacylation. Gene Ontology annotation, molecular function: tRNA binding; ATP binding; phenylalanine-tRNA ligase activity.
AUGAGACUGCUUGCCACUGGCCGGAUUCUGCGGCUGGCCUCUAACCAGGGGCAUGCCACAGCAAAAUCCUCAAGAUAUUAUCGCCCUGCGCGGAGCCAAUUGACUCCCCUCGUCAACUCAAGAUCCAACAGCUCGACAUCAACAGGGGCAGAAGCAGCGGCUGCAGACUCAGCCCCAGUGGGAGCUCUAGGGCAAUCGAAAUCCCGGCCUGAUCGCCAGGUAUCAACAGCCAGGCCGGCCCAGGAGGGCAUCAAAGACGGAGACAAAAUUCACCAUGUCGACGAAUGGACCAAUACACCGGGCAAUAUUCUGUCCCAUAUCGGACGUCGCCUCUAUCUAGAUGAAAACCACCCUCUUUCUAUUACGCGCCAGCUCAUAGAGAGCCAAUUCACGGGGCCAGAGUUUGGGAACUAUGCUGAACCUAACCCCAUCGUCUCGACGGCGCAGAACUUUGAUAUCCUCGGGUUCCCUGCGAAUCAUCCUGGGCGAAGUAGGACGGAUACAUACUAUGUAAACAAAACUACUGUUUUGAGGACGCAUACGAGUGCUCACCAGCACAGUUAUUUCCAGCGCCUGGGCUUGAAUGAGAAAGCAUGCCCGGACGAGGAGGGAUAUACGGUCAUUGCAGAUGUUUACAGACGAGAUGCUAUUGACCGCAGCCAUUACCCAGUCUUCCACCAAAUGGAGUGCGCAAGAUUAUGGAAGCGUCCUCGAGAAGACCCCUUGAAAUACUCGCCGCAAACCGCAGAUACCAUAAUGAAUGACGCCAAUAAGAUCCCCGCUCACAAUGUUAAAGUCGAAGAUCCGAACCCAACCAUACACCCCCAAAGAAACCCGUUGCAAGCAGAACAUCUCAGUGUCCAAGAGACGGAAGCGAUCGCGGCCCAUCUCAAACGCUCUCUGGAGCGACUUGUCAUUAAAAUCUUCACCGCAGCGCGUGAAGGAACUCCAGAAUCCGCCCACACGGAUCAGGAACCCCUCAAAGUCCGCUGGGUCGAAGCCUACUUCCCAUUCACCAGCCCAUCUUGGGAACUCGAGGUAUUCUGGCAAGGCGACUGGCUUGAGGUCCUCGGUUGCGGUGUCGUCAAGCAAGAACUCCUCAUCUCCGCUGGCGUCCCACACCGCGUCGGCUGGGCCUUCGGCCUCGGGCUCGAGCGCAUCGCUAUGCUCCUCUUCAAUAUCCCGGACAUCCGCCUCUUCUGGUCCCGGGAUCCGCGCUUCCUCUCCCAAUUCCAAGCAGGUAAAAUCUCCCGCUUCGUCCCCUUCUCCAAACACCCUGCAUGCUACAAGGACGUUGCAUUUUGGUUACCACCUUCAGCUGCUGCUGCUGCGGGCGGUCGCAUGCCAUUCCAUGAAAACGAUAUAAUGGAAAUUGUGCGUGAUAUUGCCGGAGAUUUAGUAGAGGAUGUGCAGCUUGUCGAUGAAUUUUCACAUCCGAAGACAGGACGGAAGAGUUUAUGCUAUCGGGUUAACUACCGGAGUUUGGAGAGGACCCUGACGAACGAGGAGACGAAUAAGUUGCAUGAAAUGGUGAGGAGGAAGGUCACAAAUAAAGGAAGGCUAAAAGCUGAAGAAGAAAAUGAAAUCCACCAUAUCGCAUCGUACUACCGGUCCCAAGCCUGGCAGUGA